Molecule: messenger RNA, 984 nt
Organism: Cuscuta campestris
Lineage: Eukaryota; Viridiplantae; Streptophyta; Magnoliopsida; Solanales; Convolvulaceae
Source: the annotation of a GenBank genome assembly
GACGAGUAUGACUAUGUCUGCUUGAAGGAUGGUUGGAACUUAAAGAGUUGGGAUGAACUUCUAAUGAGUGACGACGAGGACUCUUCCUUGGGGGAGGGUACGAUCAUAAUCAUCAAACCACAAAUGGAUAGUCAGCCAAUUGAAGAUAAGGAAGAAAUCAAUUUCGCAAUCAAGGCUAACGAUGUGGAUCUAUUGAGGAGACUUCCGCCCCCACCCACCUAUACAGAGUCUCCUCCAUAUACCCUGUUGCCACCAAGCCGCAGGGAUGAGUCAAGGAUCCUGGACCUUGACCGAGCAAAAGUUCCAAUAGGGUGGGAUCAGAAGAGAGUCAAAAGGGCCAAACUUUAUGACUCUCGAAUCGAAAAGUCACGGAAAAAGUGGGACAUCGAUGAGUUUCUGUACAACCCAAAAUGGAGGAUCCUGCUGUUCCUGCAAGCACCAGCAAGCCUGGAAGUCACCAUUGAGUUUCUUUGCUCUCUCCGCUUCCACAAUGACGGAGAGGAAGUAAAGUCAACAGCUGAAGUCACCUCCACCACCAAGGUCACAUUCACACUAAUGGGUCGACUGCUGAGCCUUACUGUGGUAGACUUAGGGUGGCUGAUUGGUCUUUACACACUUGACGAGACGCGGAGCUUGGCCUUUGCUAAUCUGCCCGACCAGUUGGAUCCGGAGUUCGAUGUGAGGAAGUUCUGGCAAGCUCACGGAGGCUGCAAGCAUAUUCCGACCAUCGACAAGGAUUCUGUAGACUCUCGCUUAAGGAGCAUGGAGACACUCCUCCUCACGCAACAAUGGCAGGUGGAGGAAAUACUUGAAUACACCAGGGAACAAGGAACAAAGAAGGCUGAGCAUGGGGCAGGUCCGAAACAAGGAAAAUGUCAGGGAUAGUGAGAUCCCUAAUUUCUUAAUACUGCAUUCAGAACAUCAUUUUUGGAUAUUUAUAUGAUUUUAUUUUGGAAUUUCACAUUAUGACUCUUAAACCCAUUU